AUGAGCCAGUCAUGUAGACUCCCUCCCAGCUCAAUCAAGCACGUCUGCUGGCGCGCAAUCACGCCAUCGGUCGCCAUCGGGUCGCCAUUGUGGCUCACGACCUCGACCACUCUCACAAUGGACCACUCGGCGUUCGCCACAACUCGCGCUUCGACGACGAGGACGGUCAUACACGACCUUCCGGCAGAGAUUAUACUAUCAGUCUUCUCGCAUAUCGUCACAAACGACAUAUUUCAUGGAAGCAGCCACGUCGCACCAGCCAUUGUCAUCUCCAGCCAGGUCUGCAGCCGAUGGAGGUCCAUUGCACUGAGUCACAGCCAGUGCUGGAGUAACGUGGAUAUAUGCGCGCGAUACUGGUCCAAGCUCUUUGCUGAGCGAGCCGGAGGCCAGGCUCUGUCGCUUAUUGCCCGACGGCCCGUCUCAAGCGAGCAAAUGCAGCUCUUUGAGCCGUAUUUAGCCCGUGUGCGGGGGCUGGUACUGGGCUCAUCCGCCGGAGGAGGGAAGCGGUCCAAUGCGGAAUCAGCGCCAAACUUACUCUCGCCCUCUGCGACACCUCUCCUGGAGUCGCUUCACCUGGAAGAUCAGCCGCAAUAUGAAUAUCACGCAACGGCGCCGCCCAGCCUCCGCCGACUGAUCUUACGAGACGGUUGCCAUAUUUCGCCUCUGUUCCCCAUCUUGAAUUCGACGCUUGUACACCUCGAGCUGUCCAGGUGUCAUUCAGUUGAAGCGGCAGGAUCCGACGUCGUACACGCUAUCCUUCUUGGGCUUCCGCACCUCCAGACUCUUGUACUGGACUAUGCGCGGAAGUCCCACGUCGCAUCCCCAUCCGCGCUGCAGGCGAGGCCCGCUACCUUACCGCGCUUGCAUCGGCUUCAUAUCCGCGACACGCUCUCCAACCUUGUUCGACGGUUGCAGCUUCUCGAUAUACCGAGCGAGGCACAGAUAACUGUGGCAUCCGAAGAGCCCGUUAGUAUCGCCACCUUGGGCGCAGUCGCGGCCCUCACCAACUUCUUGAGUGGACACACGUCUGCGGUGUCGCACACGUUAACCGUUGACGCCCCAACGCCUGGUACAUGCACUGGCCGCAUUGCGUUGUCGUAUCAGAGUUGUCAGGGAGGUCGUGAGCUUUCACGAAUGGAGCUGGCGACCGGCGCAGGUCAUGCACCUAUGCCAUGCAUCCUUCGCAAGCUCCUGGGCUCUGGGCAGCUGCACGUGCAUGACCUGCAUGUCAGCCACGGUCACUUCUUUGCUCCCUGCGCGUGGACGGACCUCCAUCGCCUGACACCGGAUGCCAUGCGUAUCACCGCCAUCGGACAAGCGAACAUUGUAAACGGACUACUGCAGGUCCUUCACGAUGGAGCGUACGCUGGCAUGAACAAGCUCACGGUCGCGAACGUUGUAUUGGGCAGCCAGGCAGGUCUCGAUAUGACCGCCUGGGCCAAUGUCCGAGCGAAGCGAGCGAGUCUUGACAUGCAACUGGAGGCGUGCGUCGCCCGUGCUGAGCCUCUGCUCAUCAGAUGCGGCGAUUUGGCAUAUUCGGACGCCUGCUGGCGAGGGCUGUCUUGA
This is a messenger RNA of Peniophora sp. CBMAI 1063, 1566 nucleotides long. NCBI's taxonomy places the organism in Eukaryota, Fungi, Basidiomycota, Agaricomycetes, Russulales, Peniophoraceae. The record is from the annotation of a GenBank genome assembly.